Molecule: messenger RNA, 3713 nt
Organism: Nymphalis io (European peacock)
Lineage: Eukaryota; Metazoa; Arthropoda; Insecta; Lepidoptera; Nymphalidae
Gene: Su(H)
Product: suppressor of hairless protein
Exons: 4
Coding region: 656-2158 (500 amino acids)
Biological process (GO): regulation of transcription by RNA polymerase II
Cellular component (GO): nucleus
Molecular function (GO): DNA-binding transcription activator activity, RNA polymerase II-specific; RNA polymerase II cis-regulatory region sequence-specific DNA binding
Source: RefSeq, a predicted model, not a curated record
UUGACUCGACGUGCCGAAGCCGACCGUCCGUAUUGCCUACUCGAUUUUAUUCGCGCGCGUGUAAUCGACAACACGCUUGGACAUCACUCUGUGUCUAUGGCUCUCCUUGACAGUUCAUAUUUUUAGCGUUGUCGUAUCGUAUUUAUACUCGAAUAAACACAAGUUUUAAUAAACUUUUCAUAAGUAAAAGCAAACUCGUUUUACCCUGAAUAAUUAUUGGAUGAUAAGUUAGUAUAUGUAUAAAAACAAAAUAUUAAAACGCGAUUCAAGGAACAUUCUCUGGACUAUCUGAAAAUUCUACCAACGAACAGGUGUUAUUGAAUGACUGUGUGUUAGAGUUCCCAUCGUAAUUAUUUAUUUAUGGUGAUGUGAAUAAUACAAGUGUGUUGAUCGAUCCAAAUACAGAAAAACGCAAGUGUGUUAAGCCGUAAGAUAUAGAAAAUAGAAAAGUGUCAAAGAAUAUAAACAGGCCUAAACUUGGUCCUGACAAGAAAGACGCUAACAGCUUCAGGAUUUUGUUUACAUGAUGUUUUUUGGUUCUAAACUAACAUUAUAUCGGCAAAGAUAAGGAUUCAAAAGAGGCGCCAUGUGCAGAUGUUAUCAUAGUUUAUAUAUUAUAAUGUUUAAAUCAAGGUGAGAGUACGCCGUGGCGAGCAUGCCUCACCAGUACGGCGCGGGCGCGGGUGGUAUGGGCGGGGGUCCACCGUCGCCGCCGCCGCAACACGGCGCGCUGUACCCGCGCUACGCCGCCGCCGCGGGCCCCGGCGCCGGCGCCUACCGCCCUGAAGAGCGUCGAUUAACUCGAGAAGCUAUGGAGCGAUACCUUCGCGACCGCUCUGACAUGGUCGUAGUCAUUUUACAUGCUAAAGUUGCUCAAAAAUCUUAUGGAAAUGAGAAGCGUUUCUUCUGCCCUCCACCAUGUAUAUAUUUAUUUGGUGACGGCUGGCGGCUUCGGCGUGAGCGUAUGUUACGGGAGGGUGAGACUGAGCAGGCAUCUCAGUUAUGUGCAUUUAUUGGCAUUGGCAACUCUGACCAAGAUAUGCAGCAGCUGGACCUAAAUAAUGGCAAGCAAUAUUGUGCUGCGAAGACAUUGUACAUAUCAGACUCGGACAAACGUAAACAUUUCAUGCUCUCUGUUAAAAUGUUUUAUGGUAAUGGUCAUGAUAUUGGUAUUUUUAAUAGUAAAAGAAUAAAAGUAAUAUCAAAACCAUCAAAAAAGAAACAAUCACUAAAAAAUGCUGAUUUGUGUAUUGCUAGUGGAACCAAGGUAGCUCUAUUUAAUAGACUAAGAUCACAAACUGUAUCGACAAGGUAUCUCCAUGUUGAAAAUGGAAACUUCCAUGCUUCAUCCACCCAGUGGGGAGCAUUUACGAUUCAUUUGCUCGAUGAUAAUGAAAGUGAAUCAGAGGAGUUUGCAGUGAGGGAUGGAUAUGUACACUAUGGUUCGACUGUGAAACUUGUAUGUUCGGUGACAGGGAUGGCUUUACCUAGGCUUAUUAUUCGUAAGGUUGACAAACAAAUGGCUCUUCUAGAAGCAGAUGACCCUGUGUCACAGCUCCAUAAAUGUGCCUUCUACAUGAAAGACACAGAACGCAUGUAUCUGUGUCUUUCCCAAGAGAGAAUCAUACAGUUCCAAGCCACUCCAUGCCCGAAAGAGCCAAAUAAAGAGAUGAUUAAUGAUGGAGCCUGUUGGACAAUCAUAUCCACGGAUAAGGCAGAAUACCAGUUUUAUGAAGGAAUGGGUCCAGUGAGGUCACCCGUAACACCAGUUCCGUUGGUUCACUCGCUGAACCUUAACGGCGGAGGUGAUGUUGCGAUGUUAGAGUUGGCUGGUGAUAAUUUCACACCAUCAUUGCAAGUCUGGUUCGGGGACGUGGAGGCGGAGACGAUGUACCGUUGCGCUGAGUCCAUGCUGUGUGUCGUGCCGGACAUCUCGCAAUUUAGGGGACAGUGGCUCUGGGUUCGACAACCAACACAGAAGACUUCAUUCCAGGUACCCGUGUCACUCGUGAGGAACGACGGCAUCAUCUACGCGACGGGCCUGACGUUCACGUACACGCCGGAGCCCGGGCCGCGGCCCACGUGCCCGCCCGUCGAUGACGUCAUGCGGCCCGACGCCUGGCACGACGCGCACCGCCUGCCCGACGCGCUGCAGUAGCACGUACGUCACCUGUCAUACCGCGAUAGUCGUCACGCGAAAAUAAUCCAUAUCGUCUCUGGGGUUGCCAACUUUAACUCGAAUAUGAAUAUAUUAAAAUGCAAUAACAAAGCAUUUUUUUCAUUUUUAUAAACGUUUCAAUUUAAUAUAGUGGUAUUAAACAGCAAAUUAUUGUUUUAUAUUCGAGUUAAUGAGCUGAUAAUCCGAGGUUGAUAGGAUGUUUCUCUCUUAAAGACCAAAGACGUGGACUUCGGCGAAUUUAAACGAAUUGAGAAAAGUGGUCUGAGCGAUCCUUAUAAGUUUCGAUAGUGCCUGCUAAAGUAACAUGUUCCUCGAUGACCGCUCUAAUAAAUUCAAUUCUAUUCCUAGAAACUUGGCGAGUAUUUAGAUGAAAUCAUUUGAGCUUACUGACGAUUAUUAUAUUUGUAUAUGGAAAGCAAUAUUAGUCUUAACAUGUACCUUUUAUAAUUUAAAAGAAAACUAUUACUUUUAUACAAUAAGGUCGAUUCUUGUGUGAAUGAAACUGGUUUUUUUUUUCCAAUUAAAAAAAUAUAAAUGGUCUCGUCCGAACAUGUUACAAUCGUCAUCGAAAUCUUCAUAAACGAACCGCUUGUUUGAUUUUGUAUAAAAAUAUUUUGUAAAAUACAAAGUGUGCCUAAAAUAAUUAAGUAGAUAUUGAAUAUGUAUGCCGAGAUUAUAACACCAAAAUGCUAUUAGGUUAUGGUAGCAAUUUUUAUAAUAUGCUUUGUGAAAUAUGUCACUAUUUUUUAAUUUAAUUGUAUAAUUUUAUGUGGCCAAGAUCCAAUGUUUUUAUUUAAAUGCAAUUGGAUUAUUAUGAUUAGAGUUUUAUUAUAAAUGUUUAUUUCUAUUGAAAUUUCAUAAAUUAAUUACAGGCAUAGGGUAGUUCCUAAUUCGGCGCGAGAUUUGCGCCAUAUUGAAAUGAAAAAAAGAAAUUAAUAAGAGAUCUCUCUGCUCUUGAAUUUAUUUCUUCGGGGCCAAAUAGCUGUAAAAUCCAUGACGAGUCAUUGUGUUUAUUAUAUUGCUAUUAAGUAUCCGUAGGAUUUAUAUGUUUUUGAAAAUUGGACUUUAAGUCAUAUUGAAUAGAGUGAUGAUUCAUUUGAAUGUUGAAUUAAUUAAAAGGCAUCUACAAAUUUCGGGAGAUAUUAGAUUAUGUAAAAUACGUAAAAAUUAUCAAAGAUUUAUUUUAAUCGAGUUUGUAAACAUUUAGAGAAUUUAUUCUUUUCUACUUAAUCACCUCACUGACGGCGGAAUACGAUUAUGCAUCUACCGUCACUGUAUGUAUGUACAUUACUAUUACAGGCAAUCUAAUGAACAAAGUAGAUAAGUAGCUAGACAUAGCACAUCUUAUAAUUUUAAUGAAACAUAACUGUUUGAAAUUAUAUUUAUUUAAUUGCGAUUUUUUUGUACAAUUUGUUUGGUGAAAUUUGAUGUGUAUAUUAAAAAGUGUGAUUUCGAACAUUCCACAUGGAAAGUGUAAUAAGUACAAAAGAGUAUAAUAUUUUUAUAUAAAGAAAACAUAAGCGAAAUUGUUUUA